Messenger RNA from Blastocystis hominis, 1524 nucleotides. RefSeq lists its product as hypothetical. Gene Ontology annotation, molecular function: tRNA (N(6)-L-threonylcarbamoyladenosine(37)-C(2))-methylthiotransferase activity; 4 iron, 4 sulfur cluster binding. The transcript has 7 exons. Gene Ontology annotation, biological process: tRNA methylthiolation. Gene Ontology annotation, cellular component: endoplasmic reticulum. The record is from RefSeq and is a predicted model, not a curated record. Bases 1 to 1524 code for a protein of 507 amino acids. Lineage: Eukaryota; Bigyra; Opalinata; Blastocystidae.
AUGAAUAAUCUCGGGAGUGAUAUUGAGGAUAUUUGUGUGGAAGAUUUAGAGAAGACGGUAGAGCCGAUUCCUCAAAUCCGGAUUACUCAUCAAAGUGUUUGUGAAGAAUUGCAAGAAAUCGAUGUAGCAGGCGACUGCAUAAUCCCAGAAAAAUAUAAGUUGUGGAUUAUCACUUUUGGUUGUGCUCACAAUUUUGCGGACGGGGAAUACAUGAAAGGAAUAUUGUCCGACUACGGGUUCCAGUUUGCCGAAAACCGAGAUGAAGCCUCUUUGUGGGUGUUGAAUAGUUGCACAGUCAAAGAUCCUUCCGAAAUAGUCUUUCGGAAUUAUGUGACAGAAGCGAAAGAAAAGAACAAAAUGGUAGUUGUAGCUGGCUGUGUCCCUCAAGCUGAUUCGGAUGCUUCUUGGUUACGAGAUUUGUCGAUAUUAGGCGUUAAGCAAAUUCACCGAAUCGUCGAAGUUGUCGAAGAAACACUGAAGGGAAAUACGAUUCAUCUGCUCUCUCUGAAAGAGCUCCCUCCGCUCGAUCUGCCCAAAAUUCGUCGUGAUCCUCAUAUUGAAAUCGUUCCCAUAAGUGAAGGAUGUCUCGGGCAUUGCACAUACUGUAAGACACAGUAUGCUCGCGGAAAGUUGAUGUCUUAUCCUUUGCAGAGUAUCAUAAACCGUCUACGAGCAGCGUUUGAUGAGCAUGUUUUUGAAGUUUGGCUGAGCAGCGAAGACACAGGAGCGUAUGGAAUUGAUCGUGGGCUUUCAAUCGCUGACCUAUUAAAAGAAAUUCCCUCUGUGAUACCUGACCAAUCCAACACGAUGGUUCGCUUGGGAAUGACGAAUCCGCCUUAUGUUCUGAGCCAUCUGAAGGAAGUUGCAGCGUUUCUCCGCCACCCGAACGUUUUUUCUUUUAUUCACAUUCCCGUGCAAUCGGGCAGCAACGCUGUGUUGAACACGAUGCAGAGGCAGUAUACUGUGGAGCAGUUCACAUCGAUCGUUGAUUAUUUGCUCAAAGAAGUGCCCGGUUUGACGAUCGCCACAGACAUUAUCAUUGGCUUCGCUUCGGAGACCGAUGAAGACCACAAACAGACGAUGGAUCUAUUGAAGAAAUACCAGUUUCCAGUCGUGAACAUCUCCAAGUUCUUCCCUCGUCCCGGUACCCCUGCAGCGAGAAUGAAGCAUAUUUCUAGUUCGAUCGUGAAGGAGCGUUCUUCGGAAUGUUCGGCUUGGUUCAAAUCAUUGAAUCCAUAUCAGCAUUUUUUGGGCAAAGUAGAAUUAGUAUGGGUUGGAAGCGAGACAAGUCGGGAAUUCAUGGUGGGGCAUACGAAAGCCUAUGUAAAGGUUCUGCUUCCAAUGUGUGAGUCUCUGAGAGGAAAGCGAGUCGCUGCAAAGAUUACACAGAUUACUCGAUUUCAUGUUGUAGGAGAAAUCGUGGACGCGAAUCCGCCGUCCAUUGCUGAACAUUUUUCUCCGGAUGAACUUGCAACGUAUAUGGCAUCUCUCUAUUUGAUUGUUGGUUGCAAACAAGUAUCAUGA